This is a messenger RNA of Neoarthrinium moseri, 1431 nucleotides long. RefSeq lists its product as uncharacterized. Gene Ontology annotation, cellular component: mitochondrion. Gene Ontology annotation, molecular function: FAD binding; proline dehydrogenase activity. Bases 1 to 1431 code for a protein of 476 amino acids. NCBI's taxonomy places the organism in Eukaryota, Fungi, Ascomycota, Sordariomycetes, Amphisphaeriales, Apiosporaceae. The transcript has a single exon. The record is from RefSeq and is a predicted model, not a curated record.
AUGGAGGCCACUGAACCGCGCAGACGGCUUCACUCUUCAUCGAACCGCCCCUCCGCCCUAGACUCCCCAGCCGUGGACGUAACCUCGACCGCAUCCCUUAAGUCGCAUAUUAUGCCAGCAGAGGACGCAACCAUGUCCAAGCCGAUGGCGCCGCUCUCUGUUCUUCCCCUAUCUACGGUGGUCCGUACUCUCGCAACAACGACAAUCUCGUCUUCACGCAUCCUCCUUCCGCCAUCUCUGGUUGCUAUGAAUGUUCUAGCACAUACCAGGAACCCCAUCCUGAACCCCGACAAGAACCCUAUCUUGGGCUGGCUUCUGAAGAAGACAUUCUACGCGCAGUUCUGUGCUGGCGAGCACGGCGCCGAAGUUCGCAAGACUGUCAGCGGGCUCAGGCAAAUUGGAUUUACCGGUGUCAUUCUGGGCUAUGCCCGGGAGAUUGUUCUCUCCGAGUCACAAACUAAGAAUCUGACAGCGUGCGACGUCGGCCCGGAGAAGGACGAAUGUGUUCGCAGCGAAAUUGGCCCGUGGGCCGCCGGAACGAUGGAGACGGUCCGUCUCGCGGAACCCGGUGAUUUCGUGGCCCUCAAGUUCACAGGUGCUGGAAGACAGGCUCUGUACGCACUGAAGAACAGGCUGGCUCCUCCUAAGGAACUGCGCGCCGCCAUCGACGAUAUCUGCAACCUUGCUCGUGAGCGCAACGUUCCUCUACUCUUCGACGCCGAGCAGACGGCUCUGCAGGCUGGUAUUGAUGACUGGACUCUCGAGUAUCAGCGCAAGUUCAACACUGACCCGGGCCAUGCUAUCAUCUAUGGCACAUAUCAGGCAUAUCUCAAGGCUUGCCCUGCGGUCCUCGCGUCUCACCUCAGCGCCGCGGCCAAAGAUGGCUUCACUCUUGGUGUCAAACUCGUCCGUGGUGCCUAUCUGGGUGCGGACCCCCGCCACAUUAUUCACGAUACCAAGGAGGACACCGAUCGUUAUUAUGACGCCAUCUCUGAGUCUUUGAUUCGUCGCGAGUGGAACGACAUCCUCAAACAGGACGUUGAAUACCCUCUUGUCUCAGUUCUUCUCGGUUCCCACAACCUCCAGAGUGUCCGCCACGCCCGCGCUGUCCGCGACUCCAUCACUAUCACUCCACCCAAGACGUAUCCCGCUCAAGGACCCGUAAGCGAACUCGCCAUCGCGCAGCUGCAGGGAAUGGCAGACGACGUCAGCUGUGAGUUGGUCUGCAUGAAGAAGGCGGACAAGAGCGGUAGCGGCGAGAGCACUCGGGCUUACAAGUACAUCGUCUGGGGCACCACAGGCGAGUGCAUGAAGUACCUUCUGCGCCGCGCACAUGAGAACCGGGACGCCGUGCAGCGCACACGCAGCGGCCGUGAUGCCAUGUGGGGUGAGAUCAAGAGACGGUUCUGGAGCUCGCUGGGCCGCGCGUAA